AGCCUUUGGCAGGGGAGGAAGUCUGAGCCUGGAGCUCACCAUCAGCAACUUGGAACACAGGGUGUCUGCGGGUUGUCCCAGUCCACCAGGCAGCUGCGUAUAUAAGGCUGAGUGGAGAAAAGUGGUCUGGAGGUAGAGACUGUGAAGCAGUCUGGACCCUUGAGAGAGAAUGAGCAGCGACAGGAAUUAGUGUUGGGCAAAGGAGGAGGAAGACGAGGGCAGAUGGGGUCACAGGAGCCAGCAAGAGGAGAGGACAGCUCUGCUCCUUGACCUUGUGUGGCACGGCGGCCACCAAAGGCUUUGGCUGCCCGCUCGAUGAAGUCGGGGUGUACCCCACCUGGGCAUGUGAAUGUGGGGGAAGGGAUAAUGAGCAGAGCUCUGGCUACCGAGGCAAAGAGGACAAGGAACAAUGGCCAGAGGGAGUAUGAGACUAGAGAAUUGUUUUGUUUUAUAGAUUGAAGAUGAUUCCAUGGACAAAGAAUGGUAAUCAGAAGAGGGAGGAAUCAUCUAUGGGAAUCGGAUCACGGAGGGUUGGGACCUGAGCAAGAUGGAGAGUUUGCCUGGGGAGCAGGAAUGUCAGCAGGCCUUGGAUGAGGGUCAAGGAGGCAUCUCUGUCUGAUGUUCCUGUGUUCAUGCUGAGAGGGAAGGAGGAGGGAAAACCCUGAAGUGCCUCAGUGGGGGUCUGGAUGAAGCCCGCACCCAGGAAGAUAAAGAGGAAGCAGCCAGGGUGUGGGGUGUUGUGCUGCACUGCUGAGCUGCUUUCGGACAUGAUGGCAUUGCAGGGCUGCAGUGGAGAGUAAGAGAAAAGAGAGAAUCAGAAUGAUGGACAUGGGUUAGCACUGCACAAAGUCAGGGGUGACACUAGCAUGGUGUCAAUGAGAGCAAGCAUUGCAGGGCUUCUGAUGUGGCAGAGGGCUUCACAGAGGCCAGACAGCACACCUGAGUGUGAAGGAGGCGACGGGGAGAAGCAGGAAGGCAGGCACUCUCAGUGACGGUGAAGUUUCUGGUGAUGACUGUGUCCAGGGUGUGCCCCGGAACCCAUGGCUACGGGGGAGUGGAGAGGAAGAUCUCAAAGACAAGGGUACCAGGGAUUCAUCCGUGUGGAUGCUGAGGUCAUAGAGAAUGGCAGGAGUGGGGGAGACAGGAAGCCAGGAGCUACGGUCAGCAGAGAAUGAGGGGAAGUGACCAGGAGAGCAGCUGAUGACAGCUUUAGUGGGGAGAGGGUGGUGCCACUGAAAGCAGAAGCCUCAAAGGGGUGGUUGGGGGGGCCAAAAGGGGAGCCCAGCAGUAACUGCCCCCCGGCAGUGGUGUCCUUGGAAAGCCAGGUUUCACAUAAGACCGAGGGGAACUGGGCAGAUGGUCCUGCUUAACGUAAGGGUGUGGAUGCUUCCUCUGCGGCGAGAGAAGUGUCAACAAGCUCACAUCUCACCCAUCCGCCCAUCCACCACCCAUCUGUCCACUUGUGCACCUGAUGUUCCAUCAUGUACGUCUCCCUUUUCUUACAUCCACCCCCUGAAUCUUAACCACACAUCCCGUUUGGGGCUGAGGAACAUGAGAACUGAUUAGCAUUCCAAUCAGGAUCCCCAAGGAAGACAAGGCAGAAACUGCCCAGAUGAUGGCGACUGCUCCACAGGGAAAGGACAUGUGGACUAGACCUUCUCAAGAGAGAAACCCAAAGGAGAGAGAAGCUGGAAUGUCCCAGGCCCAAGGACAGAUGGGCAAAGCAAAGGCUCCAAGAUAUGAAGAAGCCUGACAGUUCGUGAGGAAGCUGAGAGGUCCUCGGCCUCGCAGGCGUUGACGCUGGAGAAAGGAGGGCCAGAAGGUGGCUGCUUAUCUGCUUUAUCUUGGAAACAACAGAAAGCCACCAAAGGAAGCCGGCUGACAGCUGCCAUCGCUGUGUAGCUGGCCACUGCCAGGGCGUAGAGAGAUGAGCACUUCAGAGAGGGGAGCCUCCGAGGUGAACCUCCGAGGCCUGGUGAGUGGCUACUCCAUGACCCCCCCAACCCUGAACAUCACAGAAGAGGUACACAUCAUCAACACCAGUGACAGUCUGGCCAUCUCCUGCAGAGGACAGCACCCCCUCGAGUGGGCCUGGCCAGGGGCUCCAGAGGCACCAGCAGCCGGGGGGAAGGAGAGCGAGGACUCGGGGUUUGUGCGAGACUGUGAGGGCACAGACGCCAGGCCCUACUGCAAAGUGCUGCUGCUGAGUGAGACCCACGCCAACGACACGGGCAGCUAUUGCUGCUACUACAAGUACAUCAAUGCCCACAUCGAGGGCACCACAGCUGCCAGCACCUACGUGUUCGUGAGAGACCACGAGCAGCCGUUCAUCAACAAAGCCGACACGCUCCUGAUCAGCAGGAAGGAGUCCACGUGGGUGCCCUGCCUGGUGUCCGUCCCCGGCCUCAAUGUCACGCUGCACUCGCAAAGCUCCGUGCUUCGGCCUGACGGCCACGAGGUGGUGUGGGACGACCGGCAGGGCAUGCAGGUGCCCACGGUGCUCCUCCGAGACGCGCUGUACCUGCAGUGCCAGACCAGCUGGGCCGGCCAGGACUUUUACUCCAGCCCCUUCCUCGUGCACAUCACAGGCAAUGAGCUCUAUGACAUCCAGCUGUUCCCCAAGAAGUCCCUGGAGCUGCUGGUUGGGGAGAAGCUAGUCCUGAACUGCACUGUGUGGGCCGAGUUCAACUCGGGUGUCACCUUCGACUGGGACUAUCCGGGGAAGCAGGCAGAGCGGGGUAAGUGGGUACCCGAGCGGCGCUCCCAGCAGACUCACACAGAGCUCUCCAGCAUCCUGACCAUCUACAACGUCAGCCACGCUGACCUGGGCCGGUACGUGUGUGAGGCUGACAACGGCAUCCAGAAGUUCCGGGAGAGCACAGAGGUCAUCGUGCACGAAAAGCCCUUCAUCAGUGUCGACUGGCUCAAAGGACCAGUCCUGGAAGCCACAGCAGGCGACGAGCUGGUGAAACUGCCUGUGAAGCUGGCAGCGUACCCCGCGCCGGCAUUCCAAUGGUACAAGGACAGAAAGGCGGUGACUGGGCGCCACAGCCCGCAUGCCCUGGUGCUCAAAGAGGUGACCGAGGCCAGCGCGGGCAUCUACACCCUCACCUUGUGGAACUCUGCGGCCGGCCUGAGACGCAACAUCAGCCUGGAGCUGGUGGUGAACGUGCCGCCCCACAUCCACGAGAAGGAGGCCUCCUCCCCCAGCACCUACUCCCGCCACAGCCGCCAGGCCCUCACCUGCACAGCCUACGGGGUGCCCCCGCCCCUCAGCGUCCAGUGGCACUGGCGACCCUGGACGCCCUGCAAGACGCUGGCCCAGCACAGCCUCCGACAACACCGGCAGCAACGAGAUGGCAUGCCACAGUGCCAGGACUGGCGGGAGGUAACCGUGCAGGACGCUGUGAACCCCAUCGAGAGCCUGGACACCUGGACCGAGUUUGUGGAGGGAAAGAACAAGACGGUGAGCAAGCUGAUGAUCCAGGACGCCAAUGUGUCUGCCAUGUAUAAGUGUGUGGUCUUCAACAAGGUGGGCCAGGACGAGCGGCUCAUCUACUUCUAUGUGACCACCAUCCCCGACGGCUUCAGUAUCGAGGUGGAGCCCUCCGAGGACCCCCUAGAGGGCCAGUCCGUGCGCCUCAGCUGCCGAGCGGACAACUACACGUACGAGCAACUACACUGGUACCGCCUCAACCUGUCCACGCUGCAUGAUGCUCACGGGAACCCGCUGCUGCUCGACUGCAAGAAUGUUCACCUGUACGCCACGCCGCUGGCCGCCAGCCUAGAGGAGGCUGAGCCGGGAGCGCGCCAUGCCACACUCAGCCUGAGCAUCCCGCGAGUAGCGCCCGAGCACGAGGGCGACUAUGUGUGUGAGGUGCAGGACCGGCACAACCAGGACAAGCACUGCCACAAGAAGUACCUGUCGGUGCAGGCCCUGGAAGCCCCCCGGCUGGUGCAGAACUUGACCGACCUCCUGGUGAACGUGAGUGACUCCCUGGAGAUGCGGUGCCCAGUGGCGGGAGCACACGUGCCCAGCAUCGUGUGGUACAAAGACGAAAAGCUACUGGAGGAAGAGUCCGGAAUCGACUUGGCAGACUCGAACCAGAAGCUGAGCAUCCAGCGCGUCCGCGAGGAGGACGCUGGCCGCUAUCUGUGCAGCGUGUGCAACGCCAAGGGCUGCGUCAACUCCUCCGCCAGCGUGGCCGUGGAAGGCUCCGAGGAUGAAGGCAGCAUGGAGAUCGUGAUCCUCGUCGGCACCGGGGUCAUCGCUGUCUUCUUCUGGGUUCUCCUCCUCCUCAUCUUCUGUAACAUGAGGAGGCCGGCCCACGCGGACGUCAAGACAGGCUACCUGUCCAUCAUCCUGGACCCAGGGGAGGUGCCCCUGGAGGAGCAGAGCGACUACCUGCCCUACGACGCCAGCCAGUGGGAGUUCCCGCGGGAGCGGCUGCACCUGGGCAGAGUCCUUGGCCACGGGGCCUUCGGGAAGGUGGUGGAAGCGUCCGCCUUCGGCAUCAGCAAGGGAAGCGGCUGUGACACCGUAGCUGUAAAAAUGCUAAAAGAGGGCGCCACAGCCAGCGAGCACCGUGCGCUGAUGUCCGAGCUCAAGAUCCUGAUCCACAUCGGUCACCACCUCAACGUGGUCAACCUGCUGGGGGCGUGCACCAAGCCCAAUGGCCCCCUCAUGGUGAUCGUGGAGUAUUGCAAGUACGGCAACCUCUCCAACUUUCUGCGCGUCAAGCGCGAGGCCUUCAGCCCCUGCGCGAAGUCUCCCGCGCAGCGCAGGCGCGUCCGCGCCAUGGUGGAGGGCCCCGAGGCUGAUCCAAGGAGGACAGCAAGCAGCGAGCAGGCCCUGCUCACCCGGCUCCUGAUGGGCAAGGGAGGGGCGGGGCGCGCUCCUGCUGUCCAAGAAGCUGAGGACCUGUGGCUGAGCCCACUGACCAUGGAGGACCUUAUCUGCUACAGCUUCCAGGUGGCCAGGGGGAUGGAGUUCCUGGCCUCCCGCAAGUGCAUCCACAGAGACCUGGCUGCUCGGAACAUCUUGCUGUCAGAAAGUGAUGUAGUGAAGAUUUGCGACUUUGGCCUUGCCCGAGACAUCUACAAAGACCCCGACUAUGUCCGCAAGGGCAGUGCCCGGCUGCCGCUGAAGUGGAUGGCGCCCGAAAGCAUCUUUGACAAGGUGUACACCACACAGAGCGACGUCUGGUCCUUCGGGGUACUGCUCUGGGAGAUCUUCUCCCUGGGGGCCGCCCCGUACCCAGGUGUGCAGAUCAAUGAGGACUUCUGCCAGCGGCUGAAAGAGGGCACCCGGAUGAGAGCCCCAGAACUGGCCACUCCCGCCAUACGCCGCAUCAUGCUGAGCUGUUGGUCUGGAGACCCCAAGGCGAGGCCUGCUUUCUCGGAGCUGGUGGAGACCCUGGGCGACCUGCUCUUGGGAGGGGGCCAGCAGGAGGAAGAUGAGGACUACAUGGCCCAGUGCGACUCUCAGAGCUCAGAGGACGGCAGCUUCCUGCAGGCAUCCACCACAGCCCUGCACGCUGCUGAGGCAGAUGCUGAGGGCAGCCCGCCACGCAGCAUGCACUGCCACAGCCUGGCUGCCAGAUACUACAAUUGUGUGUCCUUUCCUGGAUGCCUGGCCAGGGGGACUCAGACCCAGGGUCCCUCUAGGAUGAAGACGUUUGAAGAAUUUCCGAUGACCCCGACCACCUACAAAGCCCCUGUGGAUAACCAGACGGACAGCGGGAUGGUGCUGGCCUCUGAGGAGUUUGAACAGAUAGAGAGCAGGCACGGGCAGGAAGCGGGCUUCAGGGCUCGCCAGGAAGCGUACACACCCAUCCCGGCCGAGCGGGCCACCCCUGCCCCUCCGCUGUUGGCCCAGUGCCCACUGAAGCCAGGCAGACGUGACCUGAGCCGCUGCUCAGGAAGCCUCCCGUGUGCCAGUAGAGGGUGGCCUGGGCAGGUGAUUCCAUCUGCCCAGCAAGACAGCCAGCAGGAGGAGAAAAGUUUGGACCACGCAAAUGGACUUUUACAAGUGUAGAUAAAAGAGCUAAAUGUCUGCUUAAAA
Messenger RNA from Heterocephalus glaber (naked mole-rat), 6064 nucleotides. Lineage: Eukaryota; Metazoa; Chordata; Mammalia; Rodentia; Bathyergidae. The record is from RefSeq and is a predicted model, not a curated record.